AUGUGAGUAUCAACGUGUGCAAAAUUUUAUCAAUGUAUUUUCUCAUAUAUUCUAUCAGGCCCAUAUUCGUAAUCUCAUGUGGGAUCCCAAGCUGAAAACAAGAAAUCAAGCUGAUAUCCUGGCAAAUGAGAGUAAGCCCAGAUGGAAUACAAAUGUUUUCUUUUACAAGUCGCCAAACAAGGAGUUGGUGGUGCGACUUCUUGAAAACUUGAAGCGCAAGUUUACCCAUGAGGGAUUUAGAGAGGCAGACUUGAGAGCAAGACUGCACAAAAACUUCACCAGCCGGGUUUCAAAAGCAAGAAAAACCGAAGAGGAAAUAAAAGCAACAAACACUCGUUCGAGAAGGGCAGGACGUGCCAGAGAUGUAAGUGUAAUCUCAUUUACUUGCAUACACAGACAACAAAGAAGCAAUUGAUCUACAAAUGAAGAGAGAUUGUGACUUCACGAUGCAAAUGGCAGCAAUGUCCGAUGGAGAAUCUGCAGAUGAAGACUUCGAGAAUCGCACGAAGAGCAUCGUCAAGAUUGUUCGGCCAGGAUGGAGAAGUGACGAGGUAUAUUAUUUUAUAUUAAUAAUUAUGUCUUAUUAUAAAAAAUAUAAAGUGAAGUAUUAACAAAAUCAUUUUAGUUCAAUACUCUCAUUAAACUCGUUGAUGAGUAC
Messenger RNA from Phycomyces blakesleeanus NRRL 1555(-), 658 nucleotides. RefSeq lists its product as hypothetical. Lineage: Eukaryota; Fungi; Mucoromycota; Mucoromycetes; Mucorales; Phycomycetaceae. The record is from RefSeq and is a predicted model, not a curated record. The transcript is spliced from 2 exons. Bases 77 to 415 code for a protein of 112 amino acids.